GAGUUGUUUCACACACAGCAGACUGAACUGUGUGAGGACAGUGAGGCAAGAUGCCGGUGAAGCGGACGAGAAACGCAGGUAAAGCCCAGAUGAAGGAGCAGCUGAGCAGAGAGAUGCGACAGAGCAAACUGGCGCUCUUCAUUCAACAUUUUGAGAAAGAAGCACAGGAGCGUAUGAACGAGCUGGAGGGCAAAAUGGAGAACAUGUUGGCAACAGUAGACAAAGUCUUCAAAGUGGAGCUGAUGAAGAUGCCUCCUUCGCUUCAGAACACAAGAUUAGUGGAUUUAAUAAGCGAGGAAGAAAUCUCAGCAAGUGAUGUGUCAAUUGCCAUGAGGAAUGAAUCCCUGGAGAUGCGGCAGCCCCUCAGGGUACCCAGGAAAAGAGUGAAAUCAAUUGACUCUACUCCGGUUCAGUCCACCCCAGCAGCUCAGAAGUCCUCAGUCAAGACCUCUAAGGGAGGAAAAGGAACAAAAAGGACCAGAACGUUAGUUGGUAGCAACAGCACUGGAAACGUCAGGGGUUCUUCAGUCACUGCCAAAAGGACUCAAAGCUUCUUGUCCAAGACCAAUAACGAGGCCACAGCAACCAAACCUAAACUCAGGUCUGUCGUCUCUGCUGGUGAUUUGCAGUGUUCACUGGCAGGAUCUGCUGCACACAUCACUGUAACCACAGCACGGGGACAGACUGUCUGCUUUUCUGACGAGACCAAGGAUGAAAUAAACUUUGACCUGCUGGAUGAUGUGGCAUGGUGUCAGAUUCAGAAGCUCACGAGACUGAUGGAAUAUCUGUCAGGGCGAAGCCGCUGCCAGCGAUGAGUAAUGAUGCCCGAAUAUCCACUGUGACCAGGAUUUGUGUUUUGUUCACAAUUGUGCUUUGGUUGUCUUAAUGUGUUUUAAAAUAUAUAAUAAAGCUUAUUUUGUCUUGCAUGA
Messenger RNA from Thunnus maccoyii (southern bluefin tuna), 929 nucleotides. It is a transcript of the gene cdca9, whose product is annotated as cell division cycle associated 9. The coding region runs from base 51 to 815 and encodes 254 amino acids. The transcript has 10 exons. Gene Ontology annotation, cellular component: spindle midzone; chromosome, centromeric region; chromosome passenger complex. NCBI's taxonomy places the organism in Eukaryota, Metazoa, Chordata, Actinopteri, Scombriformes, Scombridae. Gene Ontology annotation, biological process: mitotic sister chromatid segregation. The record is from RefSeq and is a predicted model, not a curated record.